Messenger RNA from Triticum urartu, 1999 nucleotides. Its product is annotated as protein SHOU4-like. Lineage: Eukaryota; Viridiplantae; Streptophyta; Magnoliopsida; Poales; Poaceae. The record is from RefSeq and is a predicted model, not a curated record.
GACGGACACACCCAGAGAGCUUCCUUUUCCCACAGCGCCGACGGUGUCAUCCAACCCACCAUCUUGCCCGAACAACCCUCCUCCCUCCACUCCUUCCAUUCCAUUUCCACCCAUCCACGCGCGCUCGCACGCCGCCACAGAGGAAUCGUUCUGGCAUUCCCGUUCCGCCUCCGCCGUCGUCGUCGCACUCCUCUGCUGGGCCACCAUAGAACGGAGAUCCACCCGGGCUUGGAGGAUUGGUUUCUUCGGUGCUGAUGCAAGGUGUUUGUUGUAUCUGAGAAUUCAGAAUAUGGGUUCUCGGUUUCCAUCCCACCAAUUAAGUAAUGGGCUUUAUGUCUCUGGGCGACCUGAGCAACCAAAGGAGAAGGCUCCGGUUGUUUGCUCUGCAGCUAUGCCAUACACUGGGGGUGACAUCAAGAAAUCAGGAGAACUAGGGAAAAUGUUUGAUCUCCAUGCUGAGAAGUCACGGAAAUCUGGCCCUUUGGGUAAUCAACCUUCAAGGAAUACUUCAUUUGGUGGUGCUGCUUCCAAUUCUGGACCAGUAUCUAGUGCUGCUUCUCGAUCCAACUACUCUGGCUCUAUUUCAGCAGCGGUUCCUGGCACUGGAGGUUCGGCAAGGGCAAAAUCUAAUUCUGGACCGCUCAAUAAGCAUGGAGAACCAACAAAGAGAUCCUCUGGCCCCCAGUCAGGAGGAGUGACCCCAAUGGCUCGCCAGAAUUCUGGCCAUCUACCGCCUAUUCUUCCGACAACUGGGCUCAUCACAUCAGGACCUAUCUCCUCUGGACAGUUGAACUCAUCUGGUGCUCUACGAAAAGUAUCAGGCACUCUUGAUUCUACUGUUUCGAUGAAGAUGCGUGCCACCUCUUCUGCUUACAACCCGGCUGUUACAAAUCUUAAUGAGCAAAAUAGCUACUCAAUUAAGGCCAGUUUGCCAAAGCCGAUACUAUGGGCGGCUAUUCUGCUCUUUGCGAUGGGGUUCAUAGCAGGUGGCUUCAUUCUAGCUGCUGUUCAUAAUUCGAUUUUGCUGGUAGUUGUUGUGGUGAUAUUUGGAUUUGUUGCUGCGCUCUUGGUUUGGAACAUUUGCUGGGGAACAAGAGGCAUGACUAGGUUUGUCAGUCGCUAUCCUGAUGCUGAUCUUAGAAUUACGAAAGAUGGAGAGUAUGUGAAGGUCACAGGGGUUGUUACUUGUGGAAAUUUCCCCCUUGAGUCCUCAUUUCAAAGGGUUCCAAGAUGUGUAUACACUUCGUCCUGCUUGUAUGAGUAUAGGGGUUGGGACUCAAAAGCUGCCAACACUCAGCAUCGCCGAUUUACUUGGGGAUUACGUUCAAUUGAACGGCAUGCGGUCGAUUUCUACAUCUCUGAUUUCCAAUCUGGGUUGCGAGCAUUGGUCAAAAUAGGAUAUGGUGCAAGGCUAAUCCCAUAUGUCGAUGAAGCUGUUGUUAUUGACAUAAAUCCAGAAAACAAGGACAUGUCCCCUGAAUUUUUGAGAUGGCUACGGGAAAGGAACCUCUCAAGUGAUGAUCGUAUAAUGCGCCUAAAAGAAGGUUACAUUAAGGAGGGAAACACUGUUAGUGUCAUCGGUGUUGUUCAAAGGAACGAUAAUGUGCUGAUGAUUGUUCCACCACCUGAACCCUUCAACACUGGUUGCCAGUGGGGCAAGUGCCUCCUCCCAACUAGCCUUGAUGGACUAGUCUUAAGAUGUGAAGACACGUCGAACGGUGAUGUAAUUCCAGUAUAGCUAUCUAGCCUCGUUCUGGCAGUUCACCUGGGGAAAAGGGAAAACAAUAUUUGACUUUGGGUUCAUUUUAUGGAUUGAAAAAUGUGCAAAUGCAAGGUGUGAUUAAGGUUUAGUACAAUAUUGAUAGUCAGUUGCCCACGGCUUGAUUGUGUAGUAUUUUUUUGCAUUUUGCUCUUUUUUGGUUGGGCAAUGAAUACUUGUAAGAUUGAUGGCUUCAGUACUACCAUGGAGCUCUUUGGAGUUAGAGUGGAACCAUGUUCA